Molecule: messenger RNA, 1515 nt
Organism: Racocetra fulgida
Lineage: Eukaryota; Fungi; Glomeromycota; Glomeromycetes; Diversisporales; Gigasporaceae
Source: the annotation of a GenBank genome assembly
AUCUUGGCAAUUUUAGCUGCCAAUACUGCUCUCGAAGAAACUGAUCCAGCAAAAAAAAUGAGUGCUUUCGAAGAAUUUAAUACAAUAACGAGAGCUUUUUCAGAUACCACAUACGAUAAUCCCGAAAUAUUUAUAGUCAGGGCUCAUGCAAUUGAAGGAAAAAAUGCUUAUAAAAGUCUCCAAGAAAUGUAUAAAAAAUCCGAAGAACCAAUUCCGGUUGAACUUUUUAAUAAAAAAGGCAACAUGCUUUAUAAACUUGGCCAGUAUGCAGAAGCGUCUGAGUGUUAUAGAGAAGCCUUGAAAAAUUGCGAGGAACUUAAUCCUUUGCCAACUGAAGUUAGAAUAGUUCUUUUAUAUAAUUUGGGACGUUCUUAUGAAUCAUCACACAAUUUUAGAGAGGCUCAGGAUUUAUAUGAUCAAAUUAUUAAUGAACAUCCUUCACAUAUUGAAUCUCAUUUACGUUUGGCUGCAAUUGAAGAAUUUCAUGGUAACUAUGCAAAGGCCAAUGAUAUUUAUAAUGAAAUAUUAGAAUUUGACGAGAAUAACGUCGAAGUUCGUAAGAGAUUGGCCGUAAAUCAACUAAGGCAGGGUGAACUCCGUGUAUCUCGCAGAAGCCUUGAUGUGAUUCAUUUAGAAAAUAAAAAUGAUAUAGUUGUCACAAGUGCGUUAGGUAGUUUGCACCUUUUCAAAGCUAGAUUAUUUAGGCAAGAAAAAGAAAAAGAAGCGCGUGAACAAUCAUAUAAAAGGGCAAUGGAAUAUUUUCAAAAAACCUUGCAGAAAAAUCCAAGAAAUGUAUGGGCAGCUAACGGAAUAAAUGUUGCUAUUGCGGAGUCGGGUAGAUUUAAAGAAGCAAAAGAGAUAUUUUGGAAAUACGAAGGAGUUUCCAAAAAAUCACAAAAUAAGGAUGUAUCUGUGUUAGAAUGGAUUGGUCGUUCUUGUUAUCUUUUGGCUAAAGAAACAAAGAAUUUACAGAAAAUGGAUGAAGCCUUAGUUUGGACCGAAAAGGCCCUAAGACUUGCACCAACAAACAAACUUAUUGUACAUAAUGUCGCUCUCAUACAACAAAGCAGAGCACAGUUAAUUGGUGAACCAGGAGAGAUGCGAUCUUCAGUACAUACUUUUGAUCACCUACUUAAUGAUGGAUCACCACAUGUAAAUUUUGAUAAGGAAGUUUUAAAUCAACGUAUUAAUUUUGGACAUUCUACUGUGAGUUCGCUUAAAUCAAAACUUGAAGAAGCAUUGAAAUAUGAAGAAAUCAGAAGAAAGAAAGAGGAAGAAGCACAAAAACGUGCAGAGAAAGAAAGACGGGAACAGGAUCUGAUUGCUAUGGAAGAGGAACGAAAAAAAAGAGAAGAAUUGGAAAAAGCGUUAGAGAAUCAAAGGAGAAUUGAUCAACAAUUACGUGAAUAUACUGAAAAACAAAGUGAAGUUUGGGGAGAAGAAUCAAAAAAACGUAAAAGCAGAAAAUUUAUAGAUUCUGAUGAUGAAGAUGCAGAACCUUUUCAUAAGGUUUGA